Nerophis lumbriciformis (worm pipefish) is the source of this 426-nucleotide messenger RNA. Lineage: Eukaryota; Metazoa; Chordata; Actinopteri; Syngnathiformes; Syngnathidae. The record is from RefSeq and is a predicted model, not a curated record.
AUGAUACUUAUAUUUUUGUGCCUCGCAGUUUGCUGCUCUUUAGCCAGCACCAAUGUUGUGACCUUGGAGAGGAGAAAACUGGUAGAUGUCUUGAAUCAACUUGGUGAUGUCAAAGACUCAUUACAGACCAAAGAACUGCUGGUGAAUACACCGCCACAGAAUAUUGAGGAUUGCUGUUGUCUGUCGGCAUUACGAUGCUUCCAAGAAAGCUUACAGGGGAAAUUCAACAUGACGGAAAGAAUGCAAAACAAAUUUUACAGAGGCCUCAAGCACCCAAUCACUGAGAGAGGUCUGGAUUUAUGUAAAUCGGGAUAUUCGGCCAGCUGUGGAACAUGUGAUUCUCAUCCAAAGGCAAGUGCUAAGGAAUUUGUCAACAGAUUGGAGCUACUUCUUCAAAGGGCUAUCGCUAGACUGAGCGGGAAAUGA